This is a messenger RNA of Drosophila novamexicana, 2487 nucleotides long. It is a transcript of the gene tmod, whose product is annotated as tropomodulin. The coding region runs from base 188 to 1561 and encodes 457 amino acids. Gene Ontology annotation, cellular component: myofibril. Gene Ontology annotation, biological process: myofibril assembly; pointed-end actin filament capping. The transcript has 6 exons. Gene Ontology annotation, molecular function: tropomyosin binding. Lineage: Eukaryota; Metazoa; Arthropoda; Insecta; Diptera; Drosophilidae. The record is from RefSeq and is a predicted model, not a curated record.
GAAAUUCUCUAUUGUGUGUCUGUGCUGCCCCAGUGUGCGUGUCGGUGGGCCGCUAUAGUCGCUAUAGUACAAAAUUUAGUGAGCAAGCGCCGAACCAAGUGAAAGUGACGCUGAAAACAAAAAAAGAAACCAAAACACACAGUAACAAGUGAAAGCCUUUAAUAUAGUUAACAGACAAUAAGCAAACAUGUCGGACAAUGAGGAUAUUGUUGCUGCCUCCGCGGAGCAGGCCAAUACCAAUGCCAGUCCCGAUUCGGUGCCAGAUGCCAAUGCGGAGAGCAAAAGCAGCGUUGUUACGGAACGCACCGAGGAGAUAAUACCCGGCGAGAGCGAGAAAAUGGUCACCGAAACCAUCGAUGAAGAUGGCGAUGUUGUUGAGGAGACAACCGAAGUCACCCGCAAGACCGUUAAGCGUACCAUGAAAAUAACCGAGACUUCGUCCACCACAAAGACAACAACACUCACCACGCCGGCCAAGCUGUACGGCAAGGAUUUGAGCGAAUACGAUGAUGUGGACGUGGAGAGCUUGUUGGCGCAGUUGUCACCCGAGGAGAUAACCAUACUGGCCAAAGAAGUUGAUCCCGAUGACAACUUCCUGCCGCCAGAUCAGCGCUGCAGCUACGAGUGCACCAAGGAUGCCACCGGGCCGCUGAAUCGCAAACAGCUCAUCGAGCAUAUUAACAAGCAGGCAAUUGAGACGCCCGAUCAGCCGGAGUUCGAGCCCUAUGUGCAGGGCAAGGUGCGCGGUAAGAAAUGGGUGCCACCGCCGCGUGAUGCCCGUGAUAUUGAGGCAGAGGAACAGAUCGCAAUUGACAUGGGCGAGGAGUAUGAGCAUGCGCUCAAUGAUGCCACGCAGGAGGAGAUUAUUGAUUUGGCUGCCAUUCUUGGCUUCCACUCGAUGAUGAAUCAGGAUCAGUACCAUGCCUCGCUGCUGAACAAGGGACAGCCGGUUGGCUUGGGCUGGGAUGGCAUCACAAAGUCCACACAGCAAAAGCUGUUCCCCAUGGAUCCGCCCAACAGCACAGAUGUUGAGGAGUCGAUUAAGCGCGUCAAGGAUGAUGAUUCCAAGCUGAUUGACCUGAACUUGAAUAACAUUAAGAAUAUAUCGGAUGAGAAGCUCGAACAACUCUUUGCCGCACUGCCUCAGAAUGAACAUUUGGAAGUUCUAUCGCUGACAAACGUCGGCCUGACCGAUAAGACAGCUCUCCUGCUCGCCGAAGCGAUCGAGAAAAGCAAAACCCUGAGAGUAUUAAAUGUUGAAACCAACUUUAUCAGUCCGCCCGUAAUUGUUAGGCUCGUGCAAGCCCUGCUCAAAUGUCGCACCAUCGAGGAGUUCAGGGCCUCCAAUCAACGAUCUGCGGUGCUUGGCAACAAGAUUGAAAUGGAGAUCACCAACUUGGUGGAGAAGAACUCGUCGCUUCUGCGACUUGGCUUGCAUCUGGAGUUCAACGAUGCGCGUCAUCGCGUGGCCGCCCAUCUGCAGCGCAACAUCGACAGAAUCGGUCGCCAGCGUCGCAUGGGUCAUCUGACCAGGAACUAUACCAUUGGUGCUUGGCCGUAGGCACCGGAACCUUUUGGCAUCGCCGGGCAAAUGCCCAUCAUAUACUUGAUAUACGUGCUUAUAUGAACUACAUAUAGCUAAUAUAUAUAUCAUACUUGUUGUUGUUGUUUUACAAAAGUUGUGCCACUUGCUGGUCGCUCAAUUCUUUUGUUUCAAUGUUUGUUGCGUUCUAUAUAAUUUAAUUAUAAUUAUUAUUAUUUUUAUUUUUUGGCCAGAUAUGGGCCUUGUGUUCGUUUAUCUGCAUAUAUACCUAAUCAUUUGUUUGUUAUUUGAGUAAUGCGAUUGUUUGUUGUCAAACACACACAUACACACACACAUAUAUAUAUGUACAUCUACACACACAAACAACUUGAAAUUAAUUUUAUCUAGAAAUUGACAUUGUUAAAAUUUACAAUUACCAAAUCGAAUUAUCGCGUUGUCACCUUAACAAAAAAUAUUUUCCUUAAGCAAUUGUCAAUUUUGAAUUUGGAUUUGUCAAAUUUUACGCUGCCGCUUCACACGCGCACUUUUUGCAAAAAUUGUAAUUUUAAAACUACUUUUUGUUGUUGUUUUUAUAUUCGGUUAAAUUCAAAUUUUAAUUUGUUUAACUACGUUUAGUUUUAAAAGAAGAGAGUGCACAUGGAAAGUGCUUGAGCUUAUAUUUACAUGCAUACACAUACAUAUAUAAUACUUAUAUAUACAUAUAUAUAAAUAAAUAUAUAUAUAUUCAUAUUCACAUAUGAUACAUAUACAUAUAGCCAUGGUCUCUGAAACAAUUUACUGCUAUUGAAUUAUAAAAUUGCUUAAACAUAAUAUUACAACCUAUGUUUAACUACGCAUAUAAACAAAUGGAUACAAUUGUAUAUUGUAAUGAUAUAUCAUGCUUUAUAUGAUCUAAUGCGAUGCUUUUAAAAUACAAUUUUUAAAAAUCAUGUAAAAAUUUUAAA